This is a messenger RNA of Orcinus orca (killer whale), 4383 nucleotides long. It is a transcript of the gene BAG5, whose product is annotated as BAG cochaperone 5. The transcript is spliced from 2 exons. Bases 666 to 2009 code for a protein of 447 amino acids. Lineage: Eukaryota; Metazoa; Chordata; Mammalia; Artiodactyla; Delphinidae. Gene Ontology annotation, cellular component: membrane; cytosol; nucleus. Gene Ontology annotation, molecular function: adenyl-nucleotide exchange factor activity; protein-folding chaperone binding. Gene Ontology annotation, biological process: protein stabilization; regulation of inclusion body assembly; negative regulation of protein ubiquitination. The record is from RefSeq and is a predicted model, not a curated record.
CGAGAGAGGAGGAAACAGCAGAGGCAGCCUGCUCUUCUGGGCUUCCAGAGGCGUGUUCUGGGCUCGGCCACCCACAGGGGAUUAGUUUCGGUUGAGCAUCCAUCCCCCUCCCGUGAAAGAGCGUAAAAAAAAAAAAAAUGCGUUAAGUCCUUCUGGACCCUUAAAGGGAGGCUGGUGAAUGAAUUAGUCAUAGUUGUCUCAUUCUCGUGGGGUGUGGUUUGGAGGAGGAGAGGAGCAUGAUAGGGCCCAGGGGGUAGUAGGCCUCCGAAGCCCAAGGUGGUGUCUUUAACGGAACCCCAGUCGCCUUCCCUGUGGAAUUUUAUCCCUGUGCAGGGAGGAUUUGUGAGGUAUGAAAAGGGCGAGGCGAGAAACAGGGUAUCUUUACACAAGUGCUUAAAGGGUGGAGAGGAAGUAGAAGCGGGGACUUUUGGGAGUGUCUGCGAACCCCUGGUGUUUGUUUCACUGGCUCAGCUCCUUUUGUUUAGUUCCUUUUCCUGAAACUAGGCAUAGCACUUUGGCCUGGUGGGGUUGCUUCAGUGAACCCACGUCGUCUGGAAGGUUAGGAGAGCUGCUGUUUCACAUUCUGCAGAGGGGCCCUGCUCUUGCCAAAAACCAGCUUCCAGUGUUAGGACCUAAGUGCUUGUGAAACUGAACACAACAAAAGUAUGGAGAUGGGAAACCAACAUCCUUCUAUUACUAGGCUUCAGGAAAUCCAAAAGGAGGUAAAAAGCAUAGAACAGCAAGUAAUUGGUUUCAGCGGUCUGUCAGACGACAAGAAUUACAAGAAACUGGAGAGGAUUCUAACAAGACAACUUUUUGAAAUAGACUCGGUAGAUACUGAAGGCAAAGGAGAUAUUCAGCAAGCUAGGAAGAGGGCAGCACAAGAGACAGAGCGUCUUCUCAAAGAGUUGGAGCAGAAUGCAAACCACCCACACAGGAUCGAAAUAGAGAACAUUUUUAAAGAAGCCCAGUCCCUAGUGAAAGAGAAGAUUGUGCCAUUUUAUAGUGGAGGCAACUGUGUAACUGAUGAGUUUGAAGAAGGCAUCCAGGAUGUCAUUUUGAGGCUGACACAUGUUAAAACUGGAGGCAAGAUCUCCUUGCGGAAAGCACGGUAUUACACUUUAACCAAAAUCUGUGCAGUGCAAGAGAUUAUCGAGGACUGCGUGAAAAAGCAGCCUUCCCUGCCGCUUUCUGAGGACGCGCAUCCCUCAGUUGCCAAAAUUAACUCUGUGCUGUGUGAUGUGAACAAGACCAGAGGCACUCUGAUUGCCCUUCUUAUGGGAGUGAACAGUGAUGAGACUUGCAGGCACUUAUCUUGUGUGCUCUCGGGACUGAUGGCCGAUCUGGAUGCUUUAGACGUGUGCGGCCGCACAGAAAUCAGAAAUUACCGGAAGGAGGUCGUGGAAGAUAUCAACCAGUUAUUGAAGUACUUGGAUUUAGAAGAGGAAGCAGAUAGCACUCGUGCGUUUGACCUGGGGCAGAAUCAUUCCAUUUUAAAAAUAGAACAGGUCCUCAAGAGAAUGAGAGAAAUAAAAAACGAACUUCUUCAAGCACAGAAUCCUUCAGAAUGGUACCUGAGCUCCAAAACAGAGCUGCAGGGUUUGAUUGGACAGUUGGAUGAGGUAAGCCUUGAAAAAAACCCCUGCAUCCGGGAAGCCAGGAGAAGAGCGGUGAUCGAAGUUCAGACCCUCAUCACUUACAUCGACUUGAAGGAAGCCCUCGAGAAGAGAAAGCUGUUUGUUUGUGAGGAGCACCCCUCACACAAAGCGGUCUGGAGCGUCCUGGGAAACUUGUCAGACAUCCAGGGGGAAGUUCUCUCAUUUGAUGGCAGUCGAAAUGAUAAGAACUACAUCCGGCUGGAGGAGCUGCUCACCAAGCAGCUGCUUGCCCUGGACGCCGUUGACCCACAGGGAGAGGAGAAGUGUAAGGCUGCCCGGAAGCAGGCAGUGAAGCUUGCACAGAAUAUUCUCAGCUAUCUCGACUUGAAAUCCGAUGAAUGGGAGUACUGAAACGCCAGAGAGCCCACGGUUGAUCAUUCUUCUUUUGCACUUUAUAUAUAUGUCUGUGUAUUUAUAGAGAGCGUUCAGUUUGUUGAGCCUGGAUGUGAUUUAUACAUGCAUAUGUCAAUCUCAGUAUUUAUGAUUUAAGCAAAUUCAGUAUCUCUGCUGCUUUUGAUGUUGAAAAACAAAUAUUACGACAUACUAACUUUUCCAUUUGGAUCACUAUGUUGUGGUGUGGUUUUCUGUUGUUUUUUUUUUUAAAUCAGAAAAUGGAAUAGGGGCAGCUUUUAAAAGUUUUAAUAGGUUCAAGCAUUAAAAUGCAGAUAUUUCAGAAUCUAGAAUAGACAUAACCUUACAUAAUAAAUACCAGGACAGUUAUGAGGAAGGGGGAAAUUUUUGGUUAAAUAGAAGUAAGGUCCAAGCACAAACGCAGUACAAUGAAAUGUUUUAUUAUGCUAAAUAAAGCAGAAGGAUUUUUUUCAUUUAUAAAACCCAGUUGGUUCCACCCAAUUUAAUAGGGUGGGAGUCUUUUUGUUUUUUUGGAUGGUGGGUUUUUUCAUAAACAUUUUUUGUUUGAAAUACAGUGUAUUUUCUCCUGUACUCUGCAUUUAGAGGGGGAGUCUUAUUUUUGUGUAUGACAUAAUAAAAUUAUGAAAAUGAAUAGCAAAAACACCUUUGAGACUGCAUUGAAGAAGGGAUAAAACACCAGCUGAUACCUUCAAGUUGUUUUUGUUUGUAAAAUCUAAACUUAGAAUUUCCCUUAGAAAUUACUAAGGAUGGGAACAUUUAAAUGAAGUUAAUGGACCUUGAAAAAAAAAGGAAACACCCACACCCAUGGUAAGAUAAUGAAAAGAAGUGGAAAUUACCAAUUAUCAGGUUAUGCUAAAAUAAGCAAAAAUGUCUGCAUGUAGCACGUAAUGGGCUUCUUCUGUCAUUCAAGGCGGCAUAAGGGACAAACUUGUUAAACAUUCCCGAUGCUGUUUUACAGUGUAUGAGAGCAGAAACUGUCAGCAGCCCUGCAGGACCAGCUCUUUGAAGCUUGUUCAGAGGAAGCGAGCAUCAGCUCCCUGCGCCUGCAGACGUCGCACUCCGGGCACCUGCUGCAUUCCUUAGCUCAUGUUAUUGGCACAUGGAUGCUUCUCUAGUGCCUGAAAGGGCCAGUAAAGUCUGUCAGUGCAGGAAAUUUUUUUUUUCUGCUAAAGGGUACACAUAUUUCUGUACAUACUUUUUGAGGAUCCAAGAUUACCAGUUGCCUGUUAAUGUGAACAAAAGAAUUUCCCAGAGUUCUGAAGUGCCUUGAUAACUUGCUGCCCCAGUAUUAUAACUAACAGACUACUCUGUAGUCAGCUCUCACAAAAUAAUCGUAUUAGAGUACAUCUUUUGAGCUCUAUAGUAAUUUGUUCUUUUCUUUCAGAGAUAUUAAUUUGAUAACUUUGGAAACAGCUAAAAAUAAGAUGGAUAAAGGAAUAGCCCUAAAUACCUAAAAGAUUAUAAACGUGUAGCCCUAAAAAAUUUUCAUUUUGUCUCAGUACUGCCCAAUAAUUAAAAGCCCUUGAUAUGUCUUUCCUACUAGAAAUGUUAUAGAUUCAUCGGACAGUGGGGUCAAAGGGCAAUCAGAGGUCUUUGGGCCGUGAGCCUUCCACCUGCACGUCCAGCGGGCUUUCAGUGCAGCUUAUUGGUAGCUCAUGCCAACCAAAGUCGUUUCAGGAUUGCUAUUCUGUAUCAUAAUUUUAGGGUGCUCUUAAAAUCUUGAGUUUUUAAGUUCGAGCACUGUUGGCGUUAUAUCACUGGGCAAUCAAGGCUGUACUCUAACUCACUUCAGAGGUACACACAUCCUGCACCAGGCCCCACUGCUUCACGUUAAUUUCAGAUUUGAAAGUUAAAUGUUAGCCUGUCCUUUCAGAGUAUCCAUUGUUGUUUGAAAGCAGUUCUUCCUCCAGCAUUCAUUUCCAGCAGUGUUUUCCAUAACUCGCAGAGAUGGCUCAAACCGUUAAUCUUUGCGCAUCGGGGGUGAGCAUAGGAUAUUGAGCCCAUCCACGGUCACGCUGGAUUUCUCACGGGGAUUAUUUUGGUCAUUGAAAUAAUCAGAUCAGCCUUGAGUGCUGAGGAGUGAUGCUCCCUGUCUUCAGUCUGUUCUAGUUCCUUGUACCUGAUGAUUCGGUUCCCAUGAUGAGCCCUAGCGAUACUGGCUUUAGCUGCUGCUGUCCCUCGUCGGGAGGCAUGUGUGUUAAUGUGGCCUGCUGCAUGUAUUUUGGGUUCAUCACUUUGUAUUGUAUUUUUAUGAUCUCACUUGAAGAGAAUCUGUACUGGAAGUAAAACCUGCCCCCUACAAAUGUUUGGCCUUGGGUCUGCAUUAAACUGUAUAAUCCAUGUUCAUGAAAAA